Lethenteron reissneri (Far Eastern brook lamprey) is the source of this 1052-nucleotide messenger RNA. RefSeq lists its product as uncharacterized. Gene Ontology annotation, molecular function: nucleic acid binding; zinc ion binding. NCBI's taxonomy places the organism in Eukaryota, Metazoa, Chordata, Hyperoartia, Petromyzontiformes, Petromyzontidae. The record is from RefSeq and is a predicted model, not a curated record.
GAGAGCGAUCUACAGCCACGGACGUCGCCUUGCAGCAGCGUCUGCCGCCUCUGAAAGAAUUCGUAGGCGCAGACGGAGACUGGGGCGGCUUCAAGAGACGGUUCAUCGCUCAUCAGGAGAUGGCGAACUGGACGGACGCCGAGGCUCUACGCGCGCUGCCAGCGAUGCUGGACAACGACGCCCUGGCUACCCUCACCUCGGCGCCGAGGGAAAAGCGCGCCACCCUACACCUGGCGUUGCAGCUGCUGUCAGCCGUCUAUGGGCCGCCUUCGGACUGCAGGCAGCUUUUCCACGAUCGGCGUCGGGGCACCAACGAAUCACCUCUGGCCUUCCGGACUGCUCUCCUGGCUCUAGCGAAGGCUGCUUUCCCAAGGAUGGACGAGGAAGGAGUGGAUGCCAUGGUGGCUGAGAAGCUGCUGCUACUCGCUGAUGAGCUGGACGUCAACGUCCUGGCUCAAGACGACUCAGAGAUGUCGUCCCUGCUGGUCGCGCGCCACAUCCACGGGGGCUUGCGGUCCCUUCGUCGAAAGGCGGCAAAGGGGGCGGCCAGCCAUGCCAUGGCGGCUACCGCCCUCCCAUCGGAGGAGGUCUGCGGGGUGGAGCGGCGAGGGGAAUGGAGAGCGGCAGUACCACAGGCUCGGAAUGGACCGAGCCGCCAGGAGCAGCCCAGGACAUCGGGGGCGCUCACACGCUGCUACAACUGUGGCCUGCAAGGCCACGUUGCGUCAGGAUGCCGGGCUCCCCGUCAGCGCGGGGCGACACCUCGUCAGGACGCCACGCCGUCUCCUCCCAAGCUCCAGCAGAGAAAUACGGUGAAACAGGAGUGACGGGCCCACGCCCACCAACCCCUCCCGGAGGGGUCGGGGGUCACUCGGCAGCGGAGCCUGACCCUCUUGCACCCGGACCGUCAACAACCGUCACUGAGCGUGCCGGGACGGGCCCUUGUGACGGACCCGCCGCGAGAACGCGCGCCAAAACGCGCAGACUUUUGUGAGGUCGGCCGUUGGGGGGCCUUGCGGACAAAAGGGGAGGGGUGUUGUGAGGUCGGCCGU